AAAGAAGGGCGGGGUGUCUGUAAACGAAGCCUCUAAAUUAAUCCCAAUAUUCCGUAUUUAAUGCACAAAUGUAAAUCGAAAAUGUUACCAAAUUGUACAUAAAUGCUAUUGCUUCAGAUAUGACUUUGAAAUAUUAUCAGUUUAUUGCACUUUGGUAUCAAAAUGUGAUGUAAUAACAAAAUAUUUUGACGCUACUCACCUCAGAUAUUGAAAUCUCGAGACCUCUCGUUUUCUCUCUUUCAGCCUCGUUCUGGGGUUUGUUUCAAAAUGGUUGCUCAUCUUUUUUGAGUAUCAAAAUUGUCCAUAAAAAGUUUGAUAUCUAUUAUAUACGGAGCCAUAGAGUUAUUCUUUUGUAUGCGGAGAAACACAGUCAUGACUAGUAAUAAUGCUCAUCUUUAUAAAUGGAAAAGAAGCACACAACCUAGAGUCUACAGUCGUUCACAGAGAGUUACUUCCGAUGACAAUAUUCAGGAUUGGGUGAAGAAAGUGGAAGAUGUCUCCAAUAUGGCAGCAGCACAAACAUUUGGGACGUCAUAUGUUCCACGUUAUAGUGGGACUAAAUUAGCCCAAGGAGUUGCAAACCAAGUUCAUGAAGAAAGUGACAUUCACACUGAAGCCCAGGAGCUGCUCAGUCAAUGGAUGCAAGAGAAAUGUAACAUGGAUUCAGAAGUUCAGCUUGAUGACUCAGAUGAUGUUAACCUCUAUAGUGGAGAGAAAAAGACCAGUGUCAAGUCAGAGUGGGACAAGUUGCUAGAGGCAGCUGGGGACUCCAAUGAUAACCUUUACAUGCAGCACUCUGCCAGACAGAGGGCACAGGAUAUGUAUGAUGAUGUCGAGGGAGCUGAUGAGGGGGACCUGGUUGACUCUGUCUUGCAUGCGAUGCUCAACAAAGAAGUUGUGAAGGAUGAUUUCUUAAAUGAUUUAGGACUUACUGACCCUAAGAAAAAGUACAAGGAUCCCAGAAUGAAAAUGGAAUUAAGACACAAGCAGGUGAAAGAGAACAGAGAGAAAAGAACUCGACUUGAACAAGAGAAGCAAAUGGAAAAGAAAAGGAAGAAAGAAGCUACAUUCCAAGCUAAACAAAUUUUAAUGAAGGAAGAAAAAGCUCGCAAUCUUCACAAUAAAAAGGAGGAUGAAGCAAUUCAGAAGCAGAUGAAUCUUAUUAGGAAACAAAUGGCAGAUGAACAGGCACGGAUCAAUGAGGAGAAAAUCAAGAAAAAGCUUGAAAAUGAGCAAAAGGCUGAAAAAGCAAGAGAAGCAUUGGAAAGACUGGAACAUGAUGAGGCUGAGCAGUUGAAUGCUCUUGAGGCAAAGAAAAUUGAAAGGCAGCGAAACAUUAUGAGAAAAAUCCAGCAUGUAGAAGCAAGAAAAUCUGCUGACAAUUUAAAGAUGUUGCAGAGACACUUUUCUGCUUGGUACCAGCUGUUGCUGGAUCGUAGGCUGAAGAUUGGUAAAGCGAGGGCUAUGGCAGAUUGGAAAUGCCUGCUGAGGGCUUGGAAUGCUUGGAAGUCAUACUCACGCAGCAAACGUUUUGAGAGGGAAUCCCAGCAACAUGCUAUGUACAUGAAGAUACACCAUAGGCAAAAUGAAAUGGCACAAGAGCACUAUUACCAAACUCUCAUGAAGAAAUGCUUACAAGCCUGGCAGCUGUUUGUCCAACAGGAAGUUGCUCAACGAGAGCUGGCUUCCUUUCAGGAGAAAACUCGUAGCAAAAUGGCAGCAUUUCUUGAGGCAGCCUCCACUGGAAAAUUAUGGGACGGAAAUGAACAAUCUGAUAGGUCCCAGAAAGAUGAAAUAGACACAGAUCGUAAAGUGGAUGAAAUGUUUGCUGAAGGAAGCAGCAAGUGCCACUCUGGUGGAGGAGUGACAGACAGAAGUGAUCUCAGUUCAGCAAGGAGCACCAAGUCAAAUAGUUCUUUAAAGAAACCAACUGAGCCAUGGCAGGUAACACGACGUCAUGUCCAGCUUACAAAAUCACAAUUAGCUCCACAAGUGCCACCUAUAAAUACAAAUGAAGACUAUGAUGAUGAUGUUUCUUCAAACAGGGAGAAAACUAGAAAUGCCAGACAAACUAAAAGAACAACCAAUAAAACUAGUCUUCAAGCAGAAAAUACUUUCAAGAAUCGUCAUGAAGCCCAACAGAAAAUUCUUCAAGAGCAGCAAAAACAAUUAAGAGAGCAAAAGCGACUGAUAGAGGACUUACAAUUUCAACAGCAGAAUCAGCUGUUACAGCAGCAGAUUCAACAGCAGCAGAUGAUUCAAGAACAGCUGAAUAAUCUAACUCCUCAAAGUGCAGCUGGUGUUUUAAGUAAUUUACAACACAACAUUGUCAUUAAAGAAAAAGAUACAAAUGUUGAACAGGACACAGCAAGGUCUAAUGCAUCCAAGACCACACCAAGAAUGCCAACCUCAGCGCGUAGUGAGAGAAGUACAGCAUCAACUUCAAGUAAAACAUCCACCAACUCUAAGCAUUCCAAGUUCCAGCAAGCUAUGGAAGAGAGAGCUGCUGAGAGAGCUCGCAUUAAAAAGGAAAGGGAGGAAAGGCGCAUGAAGGAGGAAGAAGAAAAAUUGGAGAGGCUGAAGGCUGAGGAAGAGGAAAUGUUGAAGAAACAAGAUGAGGAAAAACAAGCAAGAAUUGCACUCAGAAGAGAGCAAAAGCUUUUAGAAAAACAGAAAGAAAAGGAAAAACAAGAACAAGCUUCUAGAAUGAGAGAGCUUCAAGAAAAGGCAGAUGUCCACUAUAGACUAAGCGUCAUGAAGUAUUGGGGUUUUAUUCCACUUAGAAAGGUGGCAGUGCAGGCUAAAAACGACAGGAAUGCUGCUGAUCAUUUCAACAAUACAUGUCUAAUGAGGCACGCUUUUACGAGGUGGGACAGUAAAACAAGACAGGUCGUCUCAGAGAAAGAGAAAGUGGCAGAUGAAUAUUAUGACUUCCUUAUAGUGAAGAGAUGCAUGAACAACUGGAAAAGGUGUCGGCAGUAUAUGGCAAUCCAACAGGAAAAGGCAGACAUGUUUUACCUGAAAAGGUUACGUGCACGUUUAUUUCUUGCCUGGGUAGAUGUCACCACUGAAGAGAAAAUAUCUGGCUGGGAAAAAGAACGAAUAGCACGGGAGCAUAACAUAUGGCGUCUCAAGAGGAUCUCAUUCAGCAACUGGAGACAAUACCCUAUUAUGUUAAGGCAGGAACGUGAGAAAGAAAAGCGAAUCAUGAACUUACGAAGAAAAGUAGCUUCAAUGUUACCAGACUUUGAAGGUUCUUCUCUUAAAGACUCUCCCUGACUCUGUAUAUCUGCGAUUCUAGCACAGGGUUUAUAAAUUAUAAUGCCAAUAUGUUGCAUUAUAUACAGUCAAUGCCAGUAUUCAACUGUUUGUUCACUCAGGUUGAUAUAAUUUCAAUAUCCAACUGUGUUGGUAGUGCCAAUAUCCAACUGUGUUGGUA
Molecule: messenger RNA, 3439 nt
Organism: Owenia fusiformis
Lineage: Eukaryota; Metazoa; Annelida; Polychaeta; Sabellida; Oweniidae
Source: the annotation of a GenBank genome assembly